ACUACAUAUAUUUUCUUCCAACCAUUUCUUUUUAUUUUUUAAUUUCUUGUGUUAUUGGAAGAUGGAUUUGCUAAAGAUUCAGCUGACAACGUUAAGAUGGAUCAUAAUGAUGACACUGAUGCUGAGAAUAGGAGAAUCGAUGAGACUGGAUCUGGAAUCAGGCAUCACCAAAUGCAUCUCCGACGACAUCAAAAUAAAUUAUAUGACUGUAGGAAAUUACUCCGUCGUCAAUCCCAACGAAGCUCUGCAUCUUCCUGCUUCCCACAAAAUAUAUGUUACUGUGACGUCGCCUAAAGGGCACAGUCAGCAUCAUGCAGAAAAUGUGGAGUCUGGAAAAUUCGUUUUCACGGCGAUGGAAAGCGGCGAUUACACAACGUGUUUUGUGGCUCUCGGUUUUAGACCUACGGCCAAGUUCGCAGUUGAUUUCGAGUGGAAAAGUGGCGUGGAGGCUAAAGAUUGGGCCACCAUCGCCAAGAGAGGCCAGAUCAACAUGCUGGAGGUGGAGGUGAGGAAACUACUAGACGUGACAGAAUCUAUACACGACGAAAUGUUUGAACUCCGGGAAAGGGAACGGGAAAUGCAGGAGCUAAAUCGAUCGACAAACUCGAGAAUGGCUGCUCUAAGUUUACUGUCAUUCGUGUUUACGUUGUCAGUCGCUUGUCUACAACUAUGGCAUCUCAAGUCAUUCUUGGAAAGGAAGAAGCUUCUCUAAUUGUUGGGGGUGGAUUUACAUCCUCACUCAAGGCCCAUUAGACAAUAAAUUAGGUCCAUUUUACUAUGAAGCCCUAGCUUCUUCCCUGUAUAAAUAAAGAGAUACCUCUCUUUAUCAAGGAAUCUUUUCUUCUAUAUUUUAGACCUAGAACACUUCUUACAAAGGGUUUAUGGAUUAUUAGAUUUAUUUACACUUGUAAUCCUACAUGUAAUACAAUCUUAAAUCAAUAAACUCUUUUGAUGUUCAUUUCUCA
Molecule: messenger RNA, 965 nt
Organism: Brassica rapa (field mustard)
Lineage: Eukaryota; Viridiplantae; Streptophyta; Magnoliopsida; Brassicales; Brassicaceae
Product: transmembrane emp24 domain-containing protein p24delta11
Source: RefSeq, a predicted model, not a curated record